Sorex fumeus (smoky shrew) is the source of this 2102-nucleotide messenger RNA. It is a transcript of the gene SLC10A3, whose product is annotated as solute carrier family 10 member 3. Gene Ontology annotation, biological process: bile acid and bile salt transport. The record is from RefSeq and is a predicted model, not a curated record. Gene Ontology annotation, cellular component: membrane. NCBI's taxonomy places the organism in Eukaryota, Metazoa, Chordata, Mammalia, Eulipotyphla, Soricidae. Gene Ontology annotation, molecular function: bile acid:sodium symporter activity. Bases 492 to 1889 code for a protein of 465 amino acids. The transcript is spliced from 2 exons.
CCCCUCGCGCCAUCCUCCCGGGUUCGAGCCCCGGCUCCGCUCCGACCUCCCGGCCGCUUCCGGACUCCCAGUAGGGAGGAGCCCGAGCCUCGAGCACGGGACGUUGAUCGAUCCCCCGCCUCGCUCCACUGCUCACACUGGGCCGGCCCCGCACCAGGAAUGCUGUGGGAUCAGGACCCGCCCCUCUAGUAGGGAGGGACCCCCCAGGGCCAGCCCUGUGCAGCUGGCUCUUAGCCUGCACACCCCAGCUGCCUUCUGCCCCGGUGCCUUCACCUUCUCAUGACCCUGCCAACCCUGUGGCUUACACCGGCUCGGGGGUGGCCUACCUCCUACGGCUGUGGGACACAGGCUGGGCAGAGGACUCCUGGGAGGAGCUGCGCCGGCUCAGACAGCUGCAGCGGACCCAGCCCUGCUCAUGGACCCUUUGGAGGACCGUCAGAAGGCAUCAGCAGUGUCGCCCUCCUAGGGCACAGCAGCUUUGGGCUGGAGCUAUGAUGUGGAGGCAGGGCCGAGGCAGCUCCCGGCCAUGGCCUGGCCCUCUCAUGAUCACAGCCCUGCUGCUCGGCAGCCUGCCGUGGGGGGCCCAAGGAAUGGCUGUCUCCAACCUCAGUGUGGAUUGGGGCCAGGCUGUGCCAUUCAGUGGGGGGCCCUACCUGAGCAUCGGGGAUGGCUCUGUCAUGGAGUUCGAGUUCCCCGAGGAGAGCGAGGGCAUCAUCGUGAUCUCCUGCAGGUACGCAGGCCCCAACAUCACGGGGCCUGGCCCCACACUGAAAGUCCUCUCCCUGGACACUGAGGUGCUAAGCGUCCAGAACGUGAGUGCCAUGAGCUGGGCCAGUGGGGGCAGCUUCUUGGUGAACAUCCGCUCGGGCCUGCCCGGGCUCGUCCCGCUGCACAUCCAGCUCCUGGACCCCCACCAGGCCCCGCCAAGGCUGAUCGAGGAGCGGACCGAUUUCUUCAUCAAGGUGUCUCCUGCCGAAGACCCCGCGGCCGCCCUGGGCACCAGUGUGCUGCACUUCUCUGAGAACCCGAUCCUGUACCUGCUCCUACCUCUCAUCUUUGUCAACAAGUGCUCCUUUGGGUGCAAAGUGGAGCUGGACGUUCUCAGGGGGCUCCUGCAGAGCCCCCAGCCCGUGCUGCUGGGCCUCCUGGGCCAGUUCCUGAUCAUGCCCUUCUAUGCAUUCCUGAUGGCCAAGGCGUUCAUGCUGCCCAAGGCCCUGGCACUAGGCCUCAUCAUCACCUGCUCAUCACCUGGCGGCGGGGGGAGCUACCUCUUCAGCCUCUUCCUCGGAGGGGACGUCACGCUGGCCAUCUCUAUGACGUUCAUCUCCACAGUGGCGGCCACCGCAUUCCUGCCGCUGUCUUCAGCUCUUUACAGCCACCUGCUCAGCACCCACGAGACACUGCACGUGCCCAUCUCCAAGAUCCUGGGGACCCUGCUGUUCAUCGCCAUCCCCAUCGCCGCUGGCGUGCUCAUCAGGUCCAAGCUGCCCAAGUUCUCCCAGGUGCUACUGCAGCUCCUCAAGCCCUUCAGCUUUGUGCUGCUCCUCGGUGGCCUCUUCCUCGCCUACCGCAUGGGCGUCUUCCUCCUGGCAGGUGUCCAGCUGCCCAUUGUGCUGGUGGGCCUCACGGUGCCUCUGGUUGGCCUCUUAGUGGGCUAUUGCCUGGCCAUGUGCCUGAAGCUGCCGGUGGCCCAGCGGCGGACUGUCAGCAUCGAGGUGGGGAUGCAGAACAGCCUCCUGGCCUUGGCCAUGCUGCAACUGUCCCUGCGCCGCCUCCAGGCUGACUAUGCCUCCCAGGCGCCCUUCAUUGUGGCUCUGAGCGGCACCUCGGAGAUGCUGGUCUGGGUCAUUGGCCACCUGGUCUAUACCAGCCUGUUCCCGGUCCCCUGAGGCCGCUGGGCCAAGCUUCCGCCCCCUGAGCCCCUCACUGCACCCACUGUGUGCACACUUCUUGUGUACCAAAGGCCUUCAGUUCUCACGCACUUUGCACUCAGAAGAUAUCCGGGCUUCUUAUUUUUUGUAUGGGUUUUGUAUUCUCCAGCUUUCGGUGCCAAAGAGGCAAUGCUGAGCGAGCAAAGCAAGGUGGCCCUGCCCAGAACGUGU